UCUAAGGUGUAUAGAAUUUGUUUUUGUAAGCGAAAUCUUACUAAGAUUAUAGAUUUUUUCAAGAUUGGGUUAGAAUCUGUUAGGAUCUUAAUAGAAAGAGAACGAUGACGGUUUUUAAAUAGUUCGAUUAAAGUUACAUAAAGCCAAAAUAUCGUACUCGCUAAGUAUUUCUUGAAGAGACUUAAGUGGCUUAAAAUUAAAUUUUAGUACAUAUGUUUGUCUUUUCUAAGGUCAACCGAUCGGUAUAGGAUUACUAGUACAUAAAUCUCAAGAAAAUAUACGUCAAUUACCUUUAAAAUUCCAAUCUGCAUAUACUGAUUUCCAAGUAAUUAAAACGUUCAUGAUUGAUAAAGAUUUUAAUGAAAUGGCUAUGAUACGUGAAUUAUUUCCGUCUUCUAAAGUAUUAUUAUGUUAUUUUCAUAUUAUUAAAAAACUAAAAGCAUAUAUUGCUAAGUUGCAUAUUGAUAUUGAAAGAAAGAAAAAAAUAUUAGAUUUAUCAAAACAAGUAAUAUACAGUUCAGAUGAAACCAAAUUCAAUGAAAAUGUUAAUAGUUUAACGUCAUUAAAUAACGAUUAUUGGAAUUAUUUUCAACAAAAUUGGCUGGAUUAUAUUGAUUUAUGGGCGCGGUACAAACGAAAAGUUGGCAUUACGUUAUUGAGUAACACUAACAACAUAAUUGAAUCAUUUUAUCGUGUAGUAAAAAAAGAAUUUGGAAGGCGAUCAAAAUUAUCACAUCUUGGUGAAGCACUAACAAGAUUAAUGGUGCUUCUAAAUUUAAAAUCUGAUGUACAACAAUAUAAUUUUACACGUCAAGAAUUAACCUCUUUCACAAUCAAUAAUACGAAUUAUCCAGCUUUCAUAGAGGAACGUAGAAAAACUUUGACUGGUAGGGAAAACUUUUGUGUUGGGCUCCGAAAGGUUUAUACUCGUGCGAACACAUGGUACAAAAUUUUUGUUUCGAAGUAGAACAGGAAAGCGAUUCAAUUAUUUUAAAGUGUAGAUAUAGCAAGCUUAACGAGAAAAAACUUUCAAAAACAUCAAUUUUCAAAAAUCAAUACAGAGACUCUCUGUAAUCUGAGGUUCUAGAUAUCCAAAAUCAAAUUUUGGCUUGACUGUCCUUUUGUGGAGAUUAUCGAUUCACGCAGAGGUCGAGAACAGCAAAGGCCGUAAGAUCCUUUCUCUUAAACUAGAAUCACGUUGAUUUGUCUUAGUCCUAUUUGUUCUUCAAAUCUACUAUCCAUUCCAAAAUACAACACCCGUGGGCAUUUUUUGAAUAACUUUUGAUAGGAAUGAGAUAGAUUUUCGCUGUUCAAUAGCCAAGACUUGAGCAGAACUUUUCACAAGCGGAAGCAACUUUUGAAAAAUUCCAGAGAUCGGAUUUUCAGACGAUCUUUGGAAAACCAGCUCCGUUCUCAGAAAACUAACAUACAAUGUUAGUAAGUUUUUUGCAUGCGUAGAUAGUUCGGACGUUACUCUACAAAAUUAUGCAAGUCCCGGCUCUCUAGCUAUCGUCGUUCGGGCAGGGCUCGCUUUCCCCGAGCACGUAUCUA
Molecule: messenger RNA, 1551 nt
Organism: Didymodactylos carnosus
Lineage: Eukaryota; Metazoa; Rotifera; Eurotatoria; Philodinida; Philodinidae
Source: the annotation of a GenBank genome assembly